AGAGGCUAGAAUACCACAAGAUGAGACCAGAUAAUUGCUGCCUUUUAUGUGAACCAAGGUUUGUCCUUCCUCCCUCCCCAACCCCCAUCCCCCCACCAUCCACGAGGAAUGGAAUGCCUGGUACACCGAUACUGACCACCAGCAGUGAUUGAAACAGCACUGCUGUCUGCAGCAUUGUUUGCCUUUAAGGACCAAUGAGGUGUUGUCCUGAUGUCACUACAAACAUAAGGAUAUUGCCUGUCUCCGGACAAACCACCUUUCAUUGCAACAUGAGUUUUUAAGGACAGUGUCUCAAUCGUACAUAGUGGUCUUACAGAUCAGCACUGAAGCCGAUAGCCAUUGGUAUUUGACUUCGCGUCAAUGUCCUUUGGGCUGUCUGCUUCUUAUCGGAGACCUAGAUGUCAGUGGAACUAUCGACGCCCAGAGAGUAACACGCAAUUCCUGGUUGUGCAAUGAAUGAUGCACGUUCAAUUGCCUUGGUCAACACCUCUCCAGAUAUGAGAUAAGCGCUAAACAUAUAAGGAGAGCAUACAUUCGUUGAGCUUUAAUCGUGGCGCAAGAAAGCUGAGGACCGUGGCGACAGGUGCUGGAGACCUCAUCUGCAGUAAUUGAUACCUUUUGGUGGUCAUUACAUUUAUUCAGCUACUAGCAGAACAGUAAGAAUGCGCUGGCUCGUGCCGCUGCGAGUCGUCUGUCUGACGGCGCUGGUGUGCUGCGCGCUGUCAGCCCCGACCGCCCCGUGUCCGGCCACCUCUCCGGACCAGCAGGUGUUUGUGACGAGCAACUCCAGCUGCGCCGAGUUCUACCUGUGCUCCAACGGCGUGCCGCACCUGCUGGUCUGUCCCGGCGACCUGUACUUCAACCCGGUUACCAGGCGGUGCGACUACCGCCACAACGUCCCGUGCGACCUCACCGCGCCGCCGGCCGCCGCCGUCUCGGCUCCGGCGGAGCAGCGCGCUCACCACCCGACGGUCAGCGUCGCUCCCGUCUGUCCGGACCCGCCGGGCAGGUACCCCGCUCUGUUCCCCAGCCCUGACAGCUGCUCGACCUACUACAUGUGCGCCGGUACCAACCCCGUGCUGAUGCCCUGUCCGGAGGGGCUGCUGUUCAACAACGACACCUGGACGUGCGACUUCCCGUCCAACGUCGUCUGCCCGGAGCUGUACGCAGCUGCCGCGGCCAGGUCUGGGUCCCUCUCAGCCGCCGCCUCUGUCUCCAAAGGAACGCCUCCUCCCUCUGACAAGUGCCCUAGCGUUGACGGCACGUACCCUGUUCUCCUUCCUAACCCGGACGACUGCGGCUCGUUCUACAUGUGCAGCCACGGCGCGGCCUACCUGGUGAUAUGUAUGCCCGGUCUGUGGUUCAACAACAACACCUGGACCUGUGACUACCCGCAGAACGUCCAGUGUAACCCGUCCGGCACUUCGGCAGCCACCGGCGUCAAGGCCCUGCUGUCCGUCAGACAGCAGAUGGAAGUCGCCAACGACUGCCCAGCGGUGGACGGAAAGUAUCCCACCCUCCUGCCGAAUCCCGCCAACUGUUCGACGUUCUACAUGUGCAGCCACGGCGUGCCUUAUCUCUACACCUGCCCUGCCGGGCUUCACUUCAACAAGUACACCAGCACGUGCGACUAUCCGUGGCGGGCCCGUUGCACUGAGACCGAGGGCACAAAGGCAUUGAAGCGGGGAGCACCCACUGCCAAGGAUCCUAGCGCGGCCCUGACCUGCCCUUCUGUGGAUGGAAAGUACCCUACCUUCCUUCCGAAUCCGUACGACUGCACCUCGUACUACAUGUGCAGUCACGGCGUCGCCUACCUGUAUUACUGCCCCGCCGGUCUCCACUUCAACAGGUAUAUCAACACAUGCGACUACCCGUAUCGAGCUCAGUGCACGGAGAUUGACGACAAGACUUCAGUGAAGACGGGAGCUCUCUCAGGAGCAGGAGCUCUCGCCAGCGCUGGAUCUGCCUCAACCUGCCCCGCCGUGGAUGGAAAGUAUCCCACUUUUCUUCCGAACCCGUACGACUGCACCACUUUCUACAUGUGCAGCCACGGAGUCCCCUACUUGUUCCACUGCCCUGCCGGCCUCGAAUUCAACAAGUACUCCAACACAUGCGUUUCCCCAUUACAGUCGCAGUGUACAGAAAUUGAGGGUAAGAAGUCGAUGAAAUCCGUAGCCGCUCCUAAUCCGGGUAAUGUUAUGGCGGUCUCUGAGCCUGCGGGGACGUGUCCCGAGAGGGAUGGAGCGAAUCCCGUGUUCCUACCGAAUCCCCAAGACUGCUCCACUUUCUACCUGUGCAGCAACGGCGUGCCCUACCUCCAGCAUUGCCCCGAAGGUCUGGAGUUCAACAGCCGCACCAACACGUGCGACUUCUCGUGGCACGCCGGCUGCCAGGAGAUCAAUGGCACAGCGGCUGCCCAGCCAGCCCUCUCACCCUGAGGUGUCUCUGAGAGGAAGCUCGUGUUGCAUAAGUGUAACCCAGUGUAACCCAACGGGCAACGGCUGGUUCGUUGUACUUUGUUUUUGCAGCUAGCGGAUUCAAAUAUCCUAAUUUGUCUUUGGGUGUCUCAAUGAGCUGUCAGUAAAACUUUACCAUGUCUGUCUGUGAGUUCGUGCUUCAUCUAAUUAUAAUUUAUCUUAUUGAUGGCAAGCUUCUUCGCACCAACUUUUGUUACCUGUGUAGGAAGGCAUCGUUUUUACGCUGUGGUAAAUUAUUUAUUGUUUUAUUUGAUUUUACGUGAUCAAGUUGACCCAAACAUAUUUACUUGUAAGUUGUAAUGUUUAUGAAUGAUAGAUGAAUAGGCUAGCGUUCCCUCAAUACAUUACUGUCUUAGUGAGUGUGUAAUUUGUUAUCGUGUCGCGUCAAUACAUUGUUGUGCUAUAUGUUCACUUUAAAUAAACAUAUUCCGCUCA
Amphibalanus amphitrite is the source of this 2912-nucleotide messenger RNA. RefSeq names its product chondroitin proteoglycan 2-like. The transcript is spliced from 2 exons. The record is from RefSeq and is a predicted model, not a curated record. Gene Ontology annotation, molecular function: chitin binding. Bases 663 to 2438 code for a protein of 591 amino acids. Gene Ontology annotation, cellular component: extracellular region. NCBI's taxonomy places the organism in Eukaryota, Metazoa, Arthropoda, Thecostraca, Balanomorpha, Balanidae.